UUUACAGCGCUCACUUCAAGUAAAUGGAGAAUUUUAAUGGUUUGUCGAUGCUACCGGAGGAUUGUACUGCGAAAAUCUUGGCCUUUACAAGCCCUCUCGACGUCUGCCGCAUUUCCCUCGUCUCUAAAUCACUUCAUUCCGCCGCGGAGUCUGAUUCCAUUUGGGAAAAAUUUCUGCCCUCCGAUUAUCAGUCGAUCAUUGCUGCAUCACCGAGUCCCAUCCCUGAAUUUCAUUCAAAGAAGGAUCUCUUUGUUUAUCUCUGCCAUAGCCCUCUCUUAAUUGAUGCAGGUCGCAAGAGUUUCUCACUGGAUAAACGGACCGGAAAGAAAUGCUACUUUCUAGGUGCAAGGGAUCUUCAAAUUACAUGGAGUGAUACACCCCAAUAUUGGAAAUGGACUUCACUACCAGAGUCCAGGUUUCCAGAGGUAGCUGAGCUCAUACAUGUUUGGUGGCUCGACAUUCUGGGCAAAAUAAGAGCUGGGAUGCUGUCACCUCGGACAUCCUACACAGCUUACCUUGUUUACAAGCUGGAAGAUGAAUAUGGUUUUAUUUAUCGACCCUCAGAGGUUUCAGUUGGAAUUUCUGGUGUUGAAGUCGACACGCGAUUAGCAUUUCUGGUGCCUGAGGGUAGACCUCAACGGCGUGAUCGCUUUGAAGAGGCAGAGAUCGGGGAAUCAGAUGAUGAUUAUGAGGUUUUUACUCCACCCUCUGAUGUGGAUAUGGAGGAUGCUUCUAGUGUCAUGCAAUCUGAUAUUCAACGUCCUAAACUUAGAGAUGAUGGCUGGUUUCAGAUAGAAUUGGGCGAGUUUUUUACUGAAAAUGAAGACGACUGCAUAGAAAUGAGUAUGAAAGAGGUGAAAGACUCUGUAUCUCAUAAGGAAGGCCUUAUUGUUGAAGGAAUUGAGAUAAGACCAAGAAUAGGUUAAUCAUCAUAUAUUUUAUAGAAUAUUUUUGCUAUACAGCUACAAUGCAUUUCAAAUAGAGCAUGUUUCUUUUUGGACCA
Molecule: messenger RNA, 1003 nt
Organism: Solanum verrucosum
Lineage: Eukaryota; Viridiplantae; Streptophyta; Magnoliopsida; Solanales; Solanaceae
Product: F-box protein PP2-B10-like
Exons: 3
Coding region: 24-926 (300 amino acids)
Molecular function (GO): protein binding
Source: RefSeq, a predicted model, not a curated record